This is a messenger RNA of Neurospora hispaniola, 855 nucleotides long. RefSeq lists its product as uncharacterized. The record is from RefSeq and is a predicted model, not a curated record. The transcript has 3 exons. Bases 1 to 855 code for a protein of 284 amino acids. Lineage: Eukaryota; Fungi; Ascomycota; Sordariomycetes; Sordariales; Sordariaceae.
AUGGUCAACCCUAUCGGACGGGUCAUGGUUUCAGGGUGUUCUCACCACUUCUCACCCACUAUCACAGAGAAUCCUAUCAUCUUUGAGACUAAUAGACCCGGAGCAACAAGAACAAAUCGGGGCCUCGAGUCUCUUCGAAAUUUCCAUGAUUUCGGAAUAUCAGCUGCCUCCAACGCGCCUGUCUCUGCUGAAAGCCAAAUCCUUGAUCCUCCCCCGGCCGCAUGGCCAGACUCAUACGAGGAACAUGACCACUCACCCCUAUCUCCUCCAGCGUCACUCAUCGCAGAACCUUUUGACCCUCAAGACUACCAAUACGACAAAAGGCACCGCCCGAGCAUCCCUGAUCAACAACAUCUGUCGCACCCUAUCCGCGAAUCUCAACCGGCAUACUCCGCUUUCCCCGCCUACUGCCCACGGAAGCAGUUCCAGGCAUUCCCUUCCCUGGCAUCCUCUUUGUCCAAUUCGUCAUCAUCACCACAAAGAGAUUGUUCCCCCACCCGCAAUGACAGCGCUGUCGCUGGAAUUUCUCUUGGAGCUAGCGGCGGCUCUGAAACCGAAGCCAGCACCCGCGCUACCCGCUCUCCCUCGCCUCUCCUCCGCUCACCGACUGCACCGACUUCACUCAUUGAUUCAUGGACCGCCGCCGCCGACGUCGAAGCCGACGCCUACCGCGGCCCCUCAUCCCGUGCAUCAACCACAUCGAAAGCUGCAGCAGACCCCGCCUCCUCCCCCUCUUACUGCACCCGCUGCGUCGUACCCCUCAUCUUUGACAUCUCUUAUCUCGACCAGGACGAGAGUUGGGAAUGCUGUAGCUGCGCUUCCAACAAUAAAAAGUUGGGAAUUUCAUUGUGCUAG